UACAUUUCCCAAAGGCCUUUGCGGCCCCAGUCGGCGGAGAGUCGCUUCCUCCUAACGGGUAUCUGGAGCUGAGCGGUCCUGGGGCUGUGUUGCCGGGUCCGUGAAGAAAGCAUCGCUCGGUCGCUUUAGUUCCGUCUGCUGCGCGGUCCUCCUGGCUGAGGGCUUCAGCCGGGGACACUGCCAUUUCCUGAGAGAAGGGCCCAGAGGAGGAAAGGGAUGGCUGUUGGACUUCUGAAAGCUGUGUAUCAGGAGCUGGUUACCUUCGGAGAUGUGGCCGUCGACUUUUCCCAGGAAGAGUGGGAUUGUCUCAGUUCUUCUCAAAGGCAUCUGUACAGUAAUGUGAUGUUAGAGAACUACAGGAUCUUGGUAUCACUGGGACUUUGCUUUUCUAAGCCAAGUGUGAUAUUAUUGUUGGAACAAGGGAAAGAGCCCUGGAUGAAGAGAGAACUGACAAAAGGCUUGUACUCAGACUGGGAAUCUAUGUAUGAGACUGAAGAAUUAACCCCAAAGGAGGACAGUUAUGAAGAACAGUCAUCUGAGAAGAUGAUAGAAAAACUUACAAACUAUGGCCUUGAGUACUCCAGUUUAGGAGAAGAAUGGAAAUGUGAAGUCCAUUUUGAUAGCCACCUAGGGAGUCAGAAGCCCUGUUUUAAGGAAGAGACAAUCACUCAUGGAGAAGCUCUUGUUGAUGAAAGAAUACGAGAAUAUAACAGAUCUUGGGGAAGUUUCCAUCCAAACACACUACUUCAUACACAACAGAUAGUCCCCAAAGAGGAGAAAAUACAUAAACAUGACACACAUAAGAAGAACUUAAAAAAAAAAUUGAUGUCCAUUAGACCCAAGAGUAUAUAUACAGAGAAGAAGCUUUUGAAAUGUAAUGACUGUGAGAAGGUCUUCGGCCAGAGUUCCUCUCUUACUCUUCAUCAAAGAAUUCAUACUGGCGAGAAGCCUUAUAAGUGUGUAGAAUGUGGGAAAGCCUUCAGCCAGAGAUCAAAUCUUGUUCAACAUCAGAGGAUUCAUACUGGAGAGAAACCUUAUGAAUGUAAGGAAUGUGGAAAAGCCUUCAGUCAAAAUGCACACCUGGUUCAACAUCUGCGAGUUCAUACUGGGGAAAAACCUUACGAAUGCAAGGUGUGUAGGAAAGCCUUCAGUCAGUUUGCCUACCUUGCUCAACAUCAGCGAGUACACACAGGAGAGAAACCCUAUGAAUGCAUUGAGUGUGGGAAGGCUUUUAGUAAUAGAUCAUCCAUCGCUCAACACCAGAGAGUUCAUACUGGAGAGAAACCUUAUGAAUGUAACGUCUGUGGGAAGGCAUUUAGCCUUCGUGCAUACCUUACUGUACAUCAAAGGAUACAUACUGGAGAGAGACCUUAUGAGUGUAAGGACUGUGGGAAGGCCUUCAGCCAGAAUUCACACCUUGCUCAGCAUCAAAGAAUUCAUACUGGAGAAAAACCUUAUAAAUGCCAGGAAUGUAGGAAAGCCUUCAGUCAGAUUGCCUACCUUGCUCAACAUCAAAGAGUUCAUACUGGAGAGAAACCCUAUGAAUGUAUUAAGUGUGGGAAGGCUUUUAGCAAUGACUCAUCCCUUACUCAACAUCAGAGAGUUCAUACUGGAGAGAAGCCUUAUGAAUGUAAUGUUUGUGGAAAGGCUUUUAGUUACUGUGGGUCCCUUGCUCAGCAUCAGAGAAUUCAUACUGGGGAGAGACCUUAUGAAUGUAAGGAGUGCAAGAAAACCUUCAGGCAGCAUGCCCACCUUGCUCAUCACCAGAGAAUCCAUAUUGGGGAGUCACUCUCACCCCUCAAUCCAGUCAAUCACCAAGUCCUAUAGACAGAUGCUCUCAUAAAUAGUUUUGAAAUUUAUACUUUUCUCCACCCCGGUCUUAAGAUUCACCUGGAUCACUGCUGUCACUUUCUAACAGGUCCUCCUAUUUCAACUUUUGGUCUUAAAUGCAUUUUCCACUAUGUACCCACACUGAUCUUUUUGAAAUGUAAGAAUACACAUCACUGUCUCCAGUUAAAAUUCUUUUUGACUUCUUGUGGUUAAGCUAAUAUUCAAUCUUUAAAUUUCUCUAUGAGGCACUUCAUUAUUUGGUUCUAAUAUACUUUUCAGCUUUAUUUUAUUCCAGUCUCCCUCUCUGGUCAUUAAACAGUUGUAGGACUCGGCUUAGAGUCUUGAAAAUCAUUGCUGUGACACUACUGUGGCAUUGUGUGACUUCGAGUAAUUUGUUUGACUCAUUUAAAUCUUGGAAUUUUCUUUAAUUCUUGAAAUAGGGGAUAAUAAAGGAUAUUGUAGACGUGAGUAUUAAAUGAAAUAGUGUCUGUUGUAGUUUGAUGCAUUUUAAAAAUAAAUUUGCAUGUAAAGUACUUCACAUAGUGCAUCAAAUAGAGCAGCUAUUCAAUAAUUAACAUGUAUUGAGUAUUACUAUGCACCAGGCACUAUUCUUCACAUUUAAUAUAUAUAUAUAUAUAUAUAUAUAUAUAUACACUAACUCAUUUACUUCUCACAACUAAAACAAGAUUCCUUAAAGGACAAAGUAGACCAUCCCUGGGAAGCAGCAGGUCAGGAUUGGGAAAUCCUAGAAAUUUUAGCAAACGUAAGUGGAAUCUUUGUACUCUAGGUGAGUAGUCAGUAUUCAUGCAAGCAGUAAAGCCAUAACACUUAAAUAAGUUUCUAAAGACAUGUCUAAAGAAAAUGAAUUGGAUAAACCAAUUAAAUAAAAGAAAAUGAGGCUUAACUGAGAAGUUCCUUAAUUUUGCAUUAAGAUCAAGAAUAGAGAGGACCACAAUUAACUCCAAAAAAAAAAAAAAAUAGAAAUUUAUACUGUCUGAUAAAAAGACAGCAAGUCCAGGUGUAGGUGAAUCUGGAUAAUUUCAAAAGCAUUUAGACUUUUCUAUACCAUAGACAAAGUGUAAAGUCUAUAAACUUUUUAUCCAGUGUUGUAUAUGUGAAAUUAAAAGGAAAUUGAGGAAGAAAGAAAAAUAUAUAAGCUUUCAUUCAGUGACUGUUGAAUAGCCACUUUGCCAGACACUAUUUUACGCAUGAGGAGACUAUACUGAUCAAUGUAAAGACCAUGUUCUCAUGGAGUUACAUUUUAAAGGCUGCAACAGUUAAUAAAGGACAGUAUAUUUUCUAGACCCAGAAAACUGAAGAAUAAUAGAAUUGAGUAUUAUAUAGUCUAGGCUGAAGAGACUCAAGAUGAAAAAAUUAUUUCUCCUAAUUCACAAAUUUAUUGGUGUGUCAACCAAAAUUCGUCAGUGGACCUUUUGCCCACUAAUUUCACAACUUUGUUCUGAAAUUCAGCUAUGAGAUGUGACUUCCCAUGAACAGCAACUAAAUUAAUGAAUGUGAUCUAUUUGUAGAAAUUUUGCACAUUAUUAAGAUGGUCCAGACCAGUAGAGAAUGGAUGGGCUUGGGGGUAUUAGAAUAAUUAUCUAUAUACAUCACUAACAGUAAGGGAGUACAGAUAAAACUGUAAUCAGCUAUUUCAAAACCAUCAUAUUGGCAAGAGCAUCGCAGUGCCAGUUAUUAAAAAGAUGGGAAGCAAUAGAGAUGUUCAUACAGUGCCAGCAGAAGUAGUUGUUUUUAGAAUAAUUUGGCAAUAUCUAGCAAAGUUGAAGGUGUAGGCGCACUUUAACCCAGCAGUUCCACACUUAAAUCCAUACAGUUUUAUGUGUUCAGGGUGAUAAAAGAGCUGAAGUUCCCCUUCAGCAUUGUUUUUGAGAAUGGAAAGUUUAAAGUGCUCAAAAUAACCACUAGAGUGUUAAGCCCCAAGUUAAAAUGAAUGAACUAGAAAAUUUCUACCAGCAUGGAUGAAUAUUGAAAACUGUUAUUUAAAUUGUACUAGUGAGUAUUUUAUAUGAGGUGGUACCACUUGUUUAUAUAAGUUUGAAAAUAGGCAAAUCAAUGCUGUGUAUAUCUCCCAUGGCUACAUAUUAUAUAGAAAUAGUGUAUUUAUAUUCAUGGAAAUAAUGUUCAAAUUCAGAACAGUGGUGACCAUUGAGGAGGGAGAAAAAUGACACCCAGGAAAAGACACAAAGGGAGAUCAGUUUUAACAUAUUUCUUUGAAAAUUGAGCAAAUAAGGCCAAUUCUUAUAAUUUGAUAAAGCUGGUGGGUUUGUAAGUAAGCUCUAUUCUCUUAUCUUUCUGUGUAUUCUAUUUCAAAUUAAAAUAAAAAUUUAAAUGAUG
This is a messenger RNA of Talpa occidentalis (Iberian mole), 4185 nucleotides long. RefSeq names its product zinc finger protein 570 (gene ZNF570). Gene Ontology annotation, cellular component: nucleus. The record is from RefSeq and is a predicted model, not a curated record. The transcript is spliced from 5 exons. Bases 217 to 1827 code for a protein of 536 amino acids. Gene Ontology annotation, molecular function: histone H3K36 methyltransferase activity; recombination hotspot binding; histone H3K4 methyltransferase activity. Lineage: Eukaryota; Metazoa; Chordata; Mammalia; Eulipotyphla; Talpidae. Gene Ontology annotation, biological process: regulation of DNA-templated transcription; positive regulation of reciprocal meiotic recombination.